Messenger RNA from Glossina fuscipes, 1315 nucleotides. RefSeq names its product probable isoaspartyl peptidase/L-asparaginase GA20639. NCBI's taxonomy places the organism in Eukaryota, Metazoa, Arthropoda, Insecta, Diptera, Glossinidae. The record is from RefSeq and is a predicted model, not a curated record. The coding region runs from base 95 to 1132 and encodes 345 amino acids. Gene Ontology annotation, molecular function: asparaginase activity. The transcript has 3 exons.
UUGCACACAAUAAAAAUGCAAUAGCUUUUAUAAAGCAGUACAAUUUCAAUAUCAAUACUACAGAGGAACACUUCUCGUGGUAGUAUCUGUAAUAAUGGCGACUAAACACUACCUAGUUUUUCUGCUAUUAGACUAUAUCUUCACUAUCGGGCAGACUAUUCAAAUAGUGCCAACUGUUUUGGUUCAUGGUGGAGCUGGGAAAAUUGCCGAGGAUGCUAUACCGGCUAAAUUAGGUGGGGUCAAAAUGGCAGCCCAUAUUGGCUAUGAAACAUUGCUAUCUACUGGGGAUGUAGUUUCAGCCGUGGAGGAGGCUGUCCGUUCGAUGGAAGCAAAUGGCGCCUUCAAUGCUGGCUAUGGCAGUGUUCUUAAUUGGGAAGGGAAUAUACAAAUGGACGCCGCGAUUAUGAAUGGAUCCGAUUUGAAUGCCGGUUGCGUUUCCUUGAUAACCGACAUAUUACAUCCAAUUUCUCUAGCUCGUUGUGUUAUGGAAAAGACUCGUCAUACAUAUUUAGCAGGAUAUGAUGCCAUGAUUUUUGCUGCAGAAAGUAAUUUUACCUUAUUACCAGAAGGCGCAUUGAUAACGAAUGAAUCUAAACAAGCUUUAGAAGAUUACAAAAACAGCAUAAAUGGAGGAAUAACCGAGUUUGAUGGAAUUUCAAUUGAAAAUGAAUUAACGGAAACUUUCGGCUCGCCGGGAACAGUUGGGGCUGUAGCAAUUGAUGCAAAUGGCAAUGUAGCUGCGGCAACGUCGACGGGUGGUCUUACAGGGAAAAUGCCUGGUCGCAUUGGUGAUUCACCUAUACUGGGAGGUGGUACGUAUGCUGAUAACGCUGCUGGUAGUGUCUCAGCCACCGGACAUGGCGAAUCUAUUAUGCGUUUUAAUGUGGCUUCUCGGAUAUUGGCUUUAGUAAAAUACAAAGGACUAACGGCUCCAGAGGCUACUUCAAAAGUAUUAGACGAAAUGAGAGAACGUUUCAAUCAAACAGCCGGUGUUAUCAGCAUAGAUCAUCAAGGUAAUUUGGGCAUUUACUUUACCUCGCAACAUAUGCCGUGGGCUUAUCAAUCAAACAAUGGAUUGCAUUACGGUGUCACUAAGAAUAUCAUCACAAUGGAAGAAAUUGAAGUCAAUUAAUGUAAACUCUUCAUACAUAUGUUUACUAAAGAUUAAGAUUUGAAGAUUUCUUUUUUCUUUUUUUUCCUUCUGCCUUUUGUGAAGUGCAACAUAUAUCAGAAAUCAUGGUCAAUUUCCAAAAUGCGGUCCAACACUUCAUUAUAAUAAGCAUUCUUCUUAAUAUAAUAUAUUAUAUCAAGACAA